AUGAGCACCAACCAGAGGCAGUACCCACCUGCAAUGGCUUUCUUACCAGGUCGUGAUGCAUCAGAUGGGGCCUUCAUUUAUAAAACCUUAAACCAGAAUGUGAUUUCCUCAUCCUUAAGUUUAGGAUCAUCACACGAAAAAAAGUACCCUUUAGUUGUCUGCAUGGUGCGACAAGAUUCCUCAGUUGAAGAAGUGGAUCCCAGUAAUGUGGGUGCAUUGAUUACCAUCAUUCAUAUUAAAGAUUCAGAAUGUCAGGUCCCUACUUGUAUUCUACAUCAGUACCUGAAGCAGUAUUCUGGCCAGCUAACACGGUUACAGGCCCUCUACACACAAGGUCACAACUCCAGUAGCGACUGGGAACCUACUGGAGAUGCAACUGAUGAUGAAAAAGGAAAUUAUGACAUAGAUAAUGAUGACGUCCCUAUUGAAGAGGCCUGUGUGGUAUGUCAGACUAACAGGAUCACAAGAGCUUUGCUUCCCUGCCGUCACGUGUGUGUUUGCAGUACAUGCUUUAGUCGUCUAGAGACUUGCCCUAUGUGUCGUGGUAGAUUCCAAGCAUAUUUCCUCGUAGCUCCAGAGGACCAAGAACUUAAUGAUUUGGAUGAACCCAUUCAAGAGGAGUCACGUUCAAGAUGGCAAAGAAUGUAUGAUACACUUAACAACCUGCUAUUGCUGGAAAAUUAAGGUUACUUAUCCAUAUUGGAAUGCAUGAUUAAUAAUGAUGAUCUCUCUAUUCUAAACAUAAAAUAAAGUUAUCUGUUACCCCUUAUACAAAAAAACGAGAAGGUUCAUAACUAGCCUCAACCAUGAGAAAACAUACAUUUGUAAGAAAAAUACUACUAUUUUUUUCUAGGCAUACAAACCAGAGCCUUUUAUAUAUGAGUAUCCCUCAUUUUAAAUUGAAAACCAGAUGAAACUUGGUAACAAGGUAGUUAACCAGGUGGUUAAUAGCUUGACAUGGGUGGGAGAGUGGGGAUGUAUCCUUUACCAAUUACGUAUCACCUUCACUUUAUUCCUAUGGCCUUAUGGACUGAGCUGAGAUGUUGGUGGGACUAAAUAUAAAAGGCUCUGGUUUGUAUACCUAUGACAAUUACAAAUCAUUCAUAAUUACAGGAAUGUAUGCUGCCUUCUAAAUAGGGGACAUAAUCCCUAGGAAGCAGGUGCAGCCAUGCUUCUUACAGCAAUAACUCUUGUUUGACAUCCCUGAAUCAAAAAUAGAUACCAGAAAUGCAAUACAAAGGCA
Macrobrachium nipponense is the source of this 1243-nucleotide messenger RNA. RefSeq names its product cell growth regulator with RING finger domain protein 1-like. Gene Ontology annotation, biological process: negative regulation of cell growth. NCBI's taxonomy places the organism in Eukaryota, Metazoa, Arthropoda, Malacostraca, Decapoda, Palaemonidae. The coding region runs from base 1 to 684 and encodes 227 amino acids. The record is from RefSeq and is a predicted model, not a curated record. The transcript has 5 exons.